AUGGGCCGCGAUGAGGAACAUGUUCGCGUGCUGUCGAAGCAGGAGCUGCUCGCCACGCACAUCAAGGAGCUCAACGAGAGCUACUCGGUGAAACCGCAUCUUGAGUACACGACGAUUCGUGCCGUCAACGGUCCCCUCGUCAUCCUGGAGGAUGUGCGCAAGCCGACCUUCGCCGAGAUCGUCAACAUCGAGCUGGCCGACGGCACCGCGCGUCGUGGCCAGGUGCUCGAGGUGGAUGGCACCAAGGCCGUCGUGCAGGUCUUCGAGGGCACCUCCGGUAUCGAUGUCGUGCGCUCCAAGUGCGAGUUUACCGGCAAGGUUAUGGAGCUCGGCGUAAGCGAGGACAUGCUGGGCCGCAUCUUCAACGGUUCCGGCAUCCCGAUCGAUAACGGCCCACCGGUGCUGCCGGAGCAGUUCCGCAGUAUCGAGGGUAUUCCAAUCAACCCGCGUGCGCGUGUCUACCCGGAGGAGAUGAUCCAGACGGGUAUCUCGUCCAUCGACGUCAUGACCUCCAUCUCGCGCGGCCAGAAGAUUCCGCUCUUCUCCGGCGCUGGGCUGCCGCACAAUGAAAUCGCCGCGCAGAUUGUGCGUCAGGCCGGUCUCGUGAAGCGCGAGGGCAAGACGGAGGACUUCUGUGUCGUCUUCGCCGCCAUGGGUGUGAACCAGGAGACGGCCCGCUUUUUCCGCACAGAGUUCGAGCAGAACGGCUCGAUGGAGAAGACCGUCCUCUUCCUGAACCUGGCGAACGACCCGACCAUUGAGCGCAUCGUGACGCCGCGUCUGGCCCUCACUACUGCUGAGUACCUCGCCUACGACUGCGGUAAGCACGUGCUCGUCAUUCUGACCGACAUGUCCUCGUACGCCGAUGCCCUGCGUGAGGUGUCCGCCGCCCGUGAGGAGGUGCCCGGCCGCCGAGGUUUCCCUGGCUACAUGUACACGAAUCUGGCGUGCAUCUACGAGCGUGCAGGCCGUGUGCUGGGCCGCGCCGGCUCCAUCACCCAGAUCCCGAUUCUGUCCAUGCCGAACGAUGAUAUCACCCACCCCAUUCCAGAUCUCACCGGGUACAUUACAGAAGGCCAGAUCUACGUGGACCGCCAGCUGCACAACCGGCAGCUGUACCCGCCGAUUAAUAUUCUGCCGUCGCUGUCGCGUCUGAUGAAGAACGCCAUUGGUGAGGGCAUGACCCGCAAGGAUCACAGCGGCGUGAGCAACCAAAUGUACGCCGCCUACGCCAUCAGUCGUGAUAUUCUCGCCAUGAAGGCCGUCGUUGGCGAGGAGGCGUUGAGUAGCGAGGAUCUGCUGUACCUCGAGUUUCUCGACAAGUUCGAGCACAAGUUCAUCUGCCAAGGCUUCUACGAAACACGCGAUAUCUUCCAAAGCCUUGACCUGUGCUGGGAACUGCUGCGCACGUUCCCCAAGAGCAUGCUGAACAAGAUCGACAUGAAGACCCGUGAUGAGUUUUAUGACCGCCACCCGGGCCGCAAGUAA
Leishmania major strain Friedlin is the source of this 1488-nucleotide messenger RNA. RefSeq names its product putative vacuolar ATP synthase subunit b. Gene Ontology annotation, biological process: ATP metabolic process; proton transmembrane transport. Lineage: Eukaryota; Euglenozoa; Kinetoplastea; Trypanosomatida; Trypanosomatidae. Gene Ontology annotation, molecular function: proton-transporting ATPase activity, rotational mechanism; ATP binding. The transcript has a single exon. Gene Ontology annotation, cellular component: proton-transporting V-type ATPase, V1 domain. Bases 1 to 1488 code for a protein of 495 amino acids. The record is from RefSeq and is a predicted model, not a curated record.